This is a messenger RNA of Seminavis robusta, 3867 nucleotides long. The record is from the annotation of a GenBank genome assembly. Lineage: Eukaryota; Bacillariophyta; Bacillariophyceae; Naviculales; Naviculaceae.
AAUCUUUCCUCUGGACUCCACCCAAGCAAGCAAGCUCCCUUCUCACUCUCAUUGAUGCAUUGUGGUUUGUGGUUGCAAGUUAGAUAGAUGGACUAUGAAUGUGUCUCUACUAGCUAGCGACUAGAUCACCGUUCUGAUUGGAACAACCAGACUGUCAUAAAGUUGCUUGCACUGUAGAGAAUUGCGAAACGGAUGAAUCGAAUCAUUAAAUCCUCUACUAAUCCUGCAACGUUGGAUCUCUCAAGUUUUUCGAGCGAGAUCAGGCAAAUACCGAACUGUUUUGCUGGUACAAAUUCAAGUGGCCUUCCAUUCCAUAUCAUUGGAGUGGUGAGAAUAAUCAGCUAAGAAUGCAGGCAGAUCAGGACGACAAGAAACCAGAUCAAGAACAAGAAGAAUCUGUUUUCACGGAGGGUGACGAUCAUUCAUCAUCGUCGUCAUCUUCUGCAAAGCCAUCGAAUGAUAACGAGAAGGUCAAACCGGGCAAGCAUGAGAGUCCAUCUGAUUCAGGAGAAGAAGAAGAAAAGAAAGAGUACAAGUCGGAUUCUUCGUCAUUAGUAGAGGACAGCAACCUCAAGGAAAAGACUAGAGAGGAGGAAAAUGACGACAACUCUUCAAAACGUGCCCGCGACGGCGGGAAAAUAACUGUGGACACCGACGAGAGGCUUUCGGAAGAGGACGGAGAGGGUGCAGAGGAGGAAGAUGGACGAGGAUCUUUGGGAGAAGCUGAUUCCGAGGACGAGAGUAAUCUUGAAAACAACAAUCAGCACCAUACAGAAUCUUCCAGGGCUGAAGCACCGGUAUUUGAGGAGUUGGGAGUUCCCUUCUUGCUGUAUCGAAAUCACAACGAGGAAGAUGCGCUCCUUCUCGAAACCCAACCAGGGGGUAAUGCUCCAUGGGCUGCUCGACAACAACACACUGGACCAGAACUACAAGCAAAGUUUAUCCAUUCCAAUACCAUGGCCUUGCGUCGAAGUCAAGCUCGAUGGUACUAUCCAAUGGACUAUCCAGUGGUUCAAGCCGCUUUGGUGGAACAACCAAACCAAAAACGUCGGAAGCGAAGGACUGAUCCAGGUUCCACUUCUGACAAGAAGAGCACGCAUAAUCAGUUGGAUCCCUUUCGAAAUGAACAAGCGGACAGCGCGAGGGGAUUCUUUGAAUCGAGAGUCUUUGGUUUGGUGGAUUCCGCGCGUCAAACAAUGCUGGACACGGCAGACCAUCCAGACGACAAUGACGUUUACUGUAUGCACAAUCAGCCGUUUGCUACACCGGACUACACAUGGGAAGACAUGGUUCGAUCCAAGAGUUUCAAGCGGCGAAAGCUUCUUCAGGCGUACCGAAAGUCGGAUUGCACGUACAUUCCAGCAACGUGGAAACACCAACGUGGCCGGAAUAGUAAGGAACCGCCCAAACUUCAUUUGAAUCAGUCGCGACAAAAUGAUUCCAAGUUCUUCGCGCAACAACGGUUGGAUUUGGCAGACCCAGCAUACCUUGCUCCGUUUCCCCUCCAAAGCUUGGUGCAGUCGCUGCAAGAGGAUGAUGGUGAUGAUGAUGGAGAUGCAUAUGGCAGCCCCAACAGCGACAACGACAAACACAGGAAUACUCGUCCCGAUUCUCUACGAAAGAGUCGACAAAGGCAAAAGCAACAUCCCCAGCCAAAUGAUGAUGAUGGUGCCGUCUUUGGGAACUGCAUUGCUUGCGCGCCGUGUACGUGCCCAGGUUGUACCUCGCAUGAAAAAGGCCCCAAUUGGUUUCUCCUUCACCCCGUGGGAGAGCUGUUGGAGACAAUUGUUGCAUCUACUUUGAAAACACGAUACGGACUUGCUGAUAAUGCCAUACUCAGAACCCAAGAAAACAUGAAACAGCAAAAGAAAGUGGCCAAGAGGCCUUCCUACAAUCAAAUCGACGUUGGAGAUUCUGUGCGUCAGAUUGAGCAAUGUGGAGGCCAGACUGGUUCUGUCUUCUUUGCGAGGACAACAAUUCACGUCACAGUGUUCUCGGUACUCCCUUGCCAAGACGAUAGUUUGGCCGACGAACGAAGGAGGCAAAAGAGGAACGCCACCAGUUCCACGAAAAAGCUCUGUUGGGGGACCUUUCAGCUGACCAAACUUCAGAGAAUCGAUCUCCGAUCAUUCAACAGACAUUCGUCUUCGUACUUUCCUCUCCACGUUGCAAGCUACACAACAUUUUCUGGCUCGUUUCUUACCGGUUACCAGUGUAAGGUUGUCGUAUUGUCCUCAGACUCUACCAAGGGCAUUGAGUGCAACACACUUCACCAUUUCCUGUUACCCAUACCGCCAGAUAAGAAGAAUUAUUCUACUGAAUCUCUUCCACAGCCACACUGCACCAAACAUAUCAUUCGAAACCUCCGAUCUAUUUCCCAGGUAGUUUUCUCCAACCGCCACCCCAUGGUUCUGUGGGCCUCUGCCCUAUCCUUUGUUCGACCAGCGCCUACAGCUGACCAUGCGAGUAGAAGCUCGAACAUUCAGCCUAGAGCAGGCCACGGGAGUGCAUUGUAUGAAAUUGAUCUUCGAACCAGCGAGGCAACGUAUCGAUGGAGCCCAAGUGCGGAGGACUUUCUGGUGGAAACAGUGCAUUCGAUAAGUUGCAUUGCUGUCAACAGCAGGAAUGAUGGUUCAAGCCGAAAAGACACCCUGUGGGUGAGUUCCAUCUCGGCGGGGAAAAUGUAUGAGCUCGAUCCAAGUUUUACAGUUUUGAGAGUCGUAAACAGUUGGUCUCUGGCAGGGUUAUGUGAUGGCUUCGGUGUGGCGCUGCCUCAUUUGGACAGUGGCGCUCUGAUCGUCAAAGCAGCAGUCUCGAAGACCACUGCUUGUCCAGGCUCUGACUGGAGUCUCCACCAGCUUCCUUUCGUUUCCAUCCGCGCAAGUGCAACAACUGGGAUUCAGAUGUUUCAAUCGGCAUCUGAAAAGCCUCCCUUUCAAGCCGACAAUCUCGAAACCGCCAUUUCUUGCGCCCUAACCCCAGCCCAAAGGAAGUAUGUUUGCAUGAGUUCAUUCAUCACCCUUCCCAAGUUCCCACCCAACAAAGUGGCCUGUGGACUUGCUUCCGUAAUGCUGCCGCUUUCAUCCUUCGUAGCUGAGGGUGACCGUGUUCGAGCGGGUAUCCCAAGUGACGCAUGCGAUCACAUCAACUGCCUGAUAACAAUGGUUAGCUCCGGGGAUAUACAAGCGCAUAUCCUUCUCGGUUCCUCUGAUGGAAUAUGGAACAACUCGGAGCUGCCGGGGGGGAUUCCGUUGGGAAUCGGCGCGGGGGUCAGUAAGUUAGCAACCUCGAUUACUACAGUGGCAAACAAUGGACCAGAAUAUAAACUUGCAGGGGGCAUGGGCCUCCACUUGGGUGUCCAUGUAGACAUGAACCAAGAGAGGAAAUGGCCAUCCACUGAACGGUGGGGCGGGAGCGAACAGCGUAGCGUGAGGCCGUUCAAAUACUCUGAUCUUCAACGUCUGUCCGCUGGGGAGAGACACGACCCUGAGGGUAAUGCUGAUGAUUCCUACAUCAUUCGCCGGCUCCGCAAUCUGCAUGACAGUCUCCCGGCCCCUCUAACACGAGAAUCGCAACGGGGCAUGGGCUGUCCAGAUGUUCGGCUGGGUCAGGUGGAUAUUGAAACGAGUGUUGAGGCCUUCCAAGCUAUCAUGACUGGCGAAAGAAAUCCAUUGGACAGUUCUGGUGCCGUCACAGAAAAUGUCGAUAGGUCUGAUGUAACGAAUCAACUGUUGGAUAAAGUCAAACAACAAUGGGAUAAACACGGGGAGAGCGAUGGCGGCUGAAGUAAACAACGGGGACUUCUUUGCCAAAAGAUGGCGGAACUAAGCGAGCUACAUAGCAAAAGACAUGGAUCAAGUGGCGUCG